This is a messenger RNA of Echinococcus granulosus, 1404 nucleotides long. Its product is annotated as Poly [ADP-ribose] polymerase. Gene Ontology annotation, molecular function: NAD+ poly-ADP-ribosyltransferase activity. The transcript is spliced from 8 exons. Bases 1 to 1404 code for a protein of 467 amino acids. The record is from RefSeq and is a predicted model, not a curated record. NCBI's taxonomy places the organism in Eukaryota, Metazoa, Platyhelminthes, Cestoda, Cyclophyllidea, Taeniidae.
AUGUUACGCGCUAUAGCUGCUAAGCGAAAAACGACUUCGACCACUUCAAAGGCAGCCCUGUCGAAGAGGCCGAGGACUUCUGACAAAGGUAAUGAUGACGCAUCUACGGACUGUGCGCAAGUAUCGGAUAGCACAAACGACAAACCCUCAGCAACGAAGAUAGUAAUAAAGGGUAAGGUGCCCGUCGAUCCGCAGUGCACAAUGAAGGCAGAAACUGCACACGUCCUGCAGGAGAAUGAUGUGGUGUACAAUUUCAUGCUAAAUCAGACGAAUGUGCAGCACAAUAAUAACAAGUACUACCUGGGCCAAGUUUUGGAGGAUGACAUAGGCGGUGCAUGUGCUGUGUGGUUUCGAUGGGGUCGAGUGGGCAAGACGGCGCAGACGUCUCUGCAGCCCUAUGCCUCAAAGGCGAAUGCAAUCUCGGUGUUUGAGAAGAAGUUCCGUUGCAAAACUGGCAAUUGCUGGAAGGAUCGUGCCAAUUUCACCAAAAUGAGUGGUCUCUAUGAUCUAAUUGAGCAGGACUUCGGGGAGCUGAUCCUGCUCAUUAGUGAUGUGAGUGUGAUGGAGCACCAGAUGCGUGAGAUGAACUAUGAUGCGAGUCGGGCGCCAUUGGGGAAACUGACGCCGGGACAAAUAAAGGCGGGUUAUGAGGCACUGAAGACGGUCUCCGAUUGCAUUGAGGAGUUGGAGAAGUGUACCGCGUCGUCUGGUACCAAUGCGAAGGCGAAACGCGGCGCCAAACGUGCUGCCUGCAAAGGUGGGAGUGAGCGGGAGCUGCGCGACCGUCUGCUGCAGGCCUGCAACACCUUCUACACGCGUAUUCCGCAUAACUUCGGUAUGCGAGUUCCUCCACUGAUCUCGACACCAGAGGCGCUGAAAACUGAGUUGGACCUUCUGAAGGCGCUGGAAGACAUCGAGGCGGCUUUCAGCAUUAUCAAGCAGGAAGGCAAGACAGUAGAUAUGCACCCUGCGGAUAGGAACUACAGUAAUCUGAAGUGCAAUAUCAAACCGAUUCCUAGUGGAGACAGGAUGGAAAAGGUUAUCAAAGACUAUGUAGAUAUGACCCAUGCUCCAACACACGAUGUUUACAAGUUAGAAGUCCUGCAGACCUUUGAGCUGGAGAAGAGUGGAGAGGCGGAGGCCUUCUGCGACUACGGCACGAGGCGCCUCCUGUGGCACGGAAGCCGCAUAACCAAUUGGAUGGGAAUCUUAGGCCGUGGUCUAAAGAUAGCACCCCGUGAGGCGCCCUGCACAGGCUACAUGUUUGGCAAGGGCGUCUACUUCGCCGACUGCGCCUCCAAGUCCGCCAAUUACGCCUACCCUACUUCCAAUGAUUGCGUUGGCAUUAUGGCUCUCUGCGAGGUAGGUCUCGGCUCUCCUCGCUUCUUAAAUAUUGUAAAAUAA